CCCUUUGGCCUCUCUCUUUCGUCGAAGACAAAUGGAAAACUUUUAUUCAAGCUCUUCUUCUUUUUCUUCCAACUCCAUCAAAAGUACUCACGACGUGUACCUAAGUUUUCGAGGUGUAGACACCCGAAAUGGUUUCACGAGUCAUCUCUAUUCCGCUUUGAUCCGCAAAGGAAUUCUAGCCUUCAUGGAUGUCAAACUACAAGAGAUGGUAGGUGAAGACAUGGCCUCAGCAGUUUUUAGAGCAAUAGAAGAAUCAGAGUCAUAUAUCGUUGUUCUCUCAGAAAACUAUGCUUCCUCAACUUGGUGUUUGAAUGAAGUAGUCAAGAUCAUCGAAUGCACGGAAGGCACGGAGAAGAUGAUUUUGCCCAUUUUCUAUCAUGUGAAUCCAUUUGAUGUGCGGAAGCAGACUGGACGUUUUGGAAAAGUAUUCUCGUUUUAUGAAGAACGUUUUAGCGAUGAUACCCAAAAGGUUUGGAGCUGGAGGAAUGCAUUAAGAAGGCUUGCUAGCAUAUCUGGAUGGCAUAUAGACCAUACAAGAGAUGAAGCCAAAUGCAUACACCGAAUAACAGCGGAGAUAUUCGAAAGAGUAACUUCCCUUAGGAAGACAGAAAAAGCAACCAAGAGAUCAGAAGAAAAAGUAGAAGAGAUAGACAGCACUACUUUUGAUUCAUCUGUUUCUCAAUCUUCUUCUUCCAACUUCAUAAAAACGUACGACGUGUUCAUGAGUUUUAAAGGCGAAGACACCCGCAGCGGUUUCACGAGUCAUCUCUAUUAUGCUUUGAGCGAAGAAGGAAUUCUGACCUACAUGGAUGAUGUCAAACAACUGGAGAACGGCGAAGGCAUUUCGUCGACAUUGUUGGAAGCAAUUGAAGAAUCAGAGUAUUUUAUUGUCAUUCUCUCAAAAAACUAUGCUUCUUCUGUUUGGUGUUUGACUGAACUCGUCAAGAUUAUAGAGUGCGUGCAAAUCUCGGGCAGGAAAAUUUUUCCAAUUUUCUAUCAUGUAGCACCAGCUGAAGUUAGGAAUCAGCGAGGAACUUUUGGAGAAGUUUUCCGAAAACAUGAACAACGUUUUAUCCACGACUUGGAAAAGGUGCAGAGCUGGAGGUAUGCAUUAAGAAGGGUGGCCGAUAUAGCUGGAUGGCUAAUAGACGGCUAUAGCAGAAAGAGUGAAGCAGAAUUCAUAGAACAAAUAACAGCAAUGGUAUCAAAAAGAGUUGCUGAUGUUGUAGCCAAAAAAACUUCAAUUAGCAAGAAAGAAAAAGCAACCAAGAGAUCAAAAGAAAAUGUUGAAGAGAUAAAAAUUGUAGCUGUAGAGGGCUUACCUGGGAUGGAUUCACUUGUGAAUGAUUUUCAUUCAUCUGUUUGUCAAUCAUCAGCUGAUGUUCGUUUUAUUGGAAUUUUCGGAACGAGUGGAAUUGGCAAGACAACUCUCGCAAGAACUUAUUAUCAGUUGAUAUCCCAAAAAUUUGAAGGUAAAAGCUUCCUUAAAAAUGUUAGAGAAGUUAGUAAAAAGAAGGAAAAUGGUCUUGUCUUCUUGCAAACACAACUUCUUUCAGAGAUUUUUAAAGAUAAGUCUAUAACAGUAGGGGAUGUUCAUAAUGGAAUAGACAUGAUAAGGAAUAGUUUAUGCCAUAAAAAAGUUCUUCUUGUUCUUGACGAUGUGGACAAAUUGGACCAACUAAAAGUACUAGCUGAGAAAGAUAGUUGGUUUGGUUCGGGAAGCAUAAUUAUCAUAACAACUAAAGAUGAAAGUUUGCUAGAAGAAGUGUAUAAAGGAAGUUUGUUAUACAGAGUCAAUAAACUAGAUCGUAGAGAAGCUCUUCAACUUUUUGCUUGGAAAUCCUUCAAGAGUAUUUAUCCUCCAGAGAAUUACAUCACUCUGUCUAGACAAUUGAUAGAGUAUGCCAAUGGUGUUCCAUUAGCUCUUGAACUAUUGGGUUCCUUCUUAUGGACCAAAGAUAAAAGAGAAUGGGCAGAUACAUUGGAUAGGCUCAAAAAUUACUAUAAAAAAGUGCUAAAGAUUGAUGAUAUACUUCAAAUAUGCUUCGAUGAAUUGGAGGAGCUAGAGAAACAUAUUUUCCUCGAUAUUGCUUAUUUCUUCAAUGGAUAUGAUAAAAAUUAUGUUAUGCAAAUUAUGGAAAACAGUGGUUUCCGAGCAAGAAUUGGGAUAAGAAUUCUUAUUGACAAGUCUCUCCUAAGACUUGAUCAGAAUGAUAACACACUUUGGAUGCACGAGUUGAUACAAGAGAUGGGCCAGGAAAUUGUUCGAAAAGAAUGUCGGAAGGAACCUGAAGGACGAAGCAGGCUAUGGGAUUUGCACUUUUGCCCCUAGUUUAGAGCUCAAAAUGGGAACAGUCUAAGACGAUGGCAUAGUAAUGUCUUUAACUAGAAGGUAACUUACAAUUAUCAAGAAUUUUUCAAUCUAAAUCUUACAUCCUCUUAUCCUUCUAAAAAUGUCUAUCACUUUUCCCUCAAAUUAAGAAGAGUUUAUCAAGUGUUAGAUUGAAUUUUCUCAUUGAAUUUCUUUCCUUCACGUGCAAAGGAGAAGCUUUGGAUGAUGCUACCAACAUUUCUAUAAAGAACUCUCAACAGAUACCAUCUUCAGGACCUGCAUUCAGCAAAAUCUUUGCUUUGAGUUCCAUUCAUUUCAAAAUCAAGUUAUUGCUAAUUGUGAUUCCAAAAUUCCAGUAUCUUGGAUUCUUUUUGCCUUAUUGGAAAGUGAAGUGGCUAAGUUUUAUCCUAUUAUAGUUUGGAUACUAGCUUAAGACUUCAAGUCCUGUAUGAGACGUGCUUUCUUUUUUUUUUUUUUUUUUUCCCUCAGACCAUUAAGACUGGAAAGUCCUCUGAGUUCAUAUUAAAUUUUUGUGGACAAAUGCGCCAACUUGUGGGUUUAUCCUCUAAACACUCAAGCUCAAAGUGUCUUAAAUUUUCAUUGAACUCAAUGUUCUUCUUCAAAAUAAAUACAACAAAAAAACUAGAAAAACAAAAAAAAUCAAUAUCAUGAUUCUUAUAUGUAUCAACAAAA
Messenger RNA from Ziziphus jujuba (common jujube), 3025 nucleotides. RefSeq names its product disease resistance protein RUN1-like. Bases 32 to 2332 code for a protein of 766 amino acids. Lineage: Eukaryota; Viridiplantae; Streptophyta; Magnoliopsida; Rosales; Rhamnaceae. The record is from RefSeq and is a predicted model, not a curated record. Gene Ontology annotation, molecular function: ATP hydrolysis activity; ADP binding. The transcript is spliced from 4 exons. Gene Ontology annotation, biological process: signal transduction; defense response.